Molecule: messenger RNA, 1213 nt
Organism: Elaeis guineensis (African oil palm)
Lineage: Eukaryota; Viridiplantae; Streptophyta; Magnoliopsida; Arecales; Arecaceae
Product: Golgi apparatus membrane protein tvp38
Cellular component (GO): membrane
Source: RefSeq, a predicted model, not a curated record
UGGUUAAGUCCAGGUCUCCAAUCGAACCCAAGGAAAAGUCAAUCGGCGGAAUCACGUUUUACGGGCUCCCACAAAGGGGCGGAGAAGACGGAGCCGACGACGACAAAACAGAAAGAGGUCUCGCUCCGGCCACCGCGAAGAAAGGCGGCGCAGCGGCCGAGGAGAGGAGAGAAAUGGGGAAGAGAUUCGCGAGGGCGGCGGCCGUAGCGGGGGCGGUGGCGCUUGUGGUGGGGGCUUGCCGGCGUUACGGAUGGGACGGCGAGGCGGUGCUCCUUGCUUUCCGGGAUCUCUCGGAGAGGCUAGGGAUGUGGGCGAUCCCUCUCUACGUGACGGCCCACACCAUGACCCUGGCCCUCUGCCUCCCCUACGCCGUCUUCUUCGAGGCCGGCGCCUCGCUCCUCUUCGGCUUCCUCCCCGCCGUCCUCUGCGUCUUCACCGCCAAGGUCCUCGGCGCCUCCCUCUCCUUCUGGAUCGGACGAGCAGUUUUUAGGAGUUCAAAAUCUGCAAUGGAAUGGGCGCAAAGAAGCAAAUACUUCCAUCUCCUGGCUAGAGGAGUUGAACAGGAUGGCUGGAAAUUUGUACUUCUUGCUCGGUUCUCACCUUUGCCAUCCUAUGUCAUCAACUACGCUUUGGCGGCCACAAAAGUUGGUUUUCUGAUUGAUUUUCUUCUUCCUACAGUUAUUGGCUGCCUGCCAAUGAUUCUACAGAACACAUCUAUCGGCAGCCUUGCCGGUGCUGCUGUAGCUUCCACCAGUAGCUCCAAAAAAUCUCAGAUCUACUCGUAUCUUCUCCCUCUACUUGGCAUAGCUUCCAGUAUUCUCAUCUCUCUAAGGAUCAAAAAGUACUCCUCUGGGUUUGCGGUAGCUGAAGAACAUAAGCAAUCAUCAUCCAGUCAGAAUGGUGAUGGGGUUGAUAAUGCUGUGCACUCAUCAUCCAAUAAAAAAGUGACUGGCAGUGCAAAUAAAAGAAAGUGAUUUAGUCUUUUCUAUUUUUACUUUCUUAUUGGAGAAAAUCUCCAUUCAAAAUUAGGAUUAUUUCAAAUUUGAAAUUCAAAUUAAAAUCUCCUUGUCCUUGGUCCACUUAGAAGUUAUCUUGCUAUGCUUGGUGCCUUUAUUUUCCUGCAGCAUUUUGUAGUUACGUACAUCAUCCGAGUUGUUCCUUUUCUUCUUGUUCUCAUUUCUUUGCACAUUUAUCCAUAUUGAUGUUCUCAUCA